Lytechinus pictus (painted urchin) is the source of this 5752-nucleotide messenger RNA. Its product is annotated as centriole and centriolar satellite protein OFD1-like. The transcript is spliced from 24 exons. The record is from RefSeq and is a predicted model, not a curated record. Gene Ontology annotation, molecular function: protein binding. The coding region runs from base 391 to 3567 and encodes 1058 amino acids. Lineage: Eukaryota; Metazoa; Echinodermata; Echinoidea; Temnopleuroida; Toxopneustidae. Gene Ontology annotation, cellular component: ciliary basal body; centrosome. Gene Ontology annotation, biological process: epithelial cilium movement involved in determination of left/right asymmetry.
AUAGAGAUGUAUACUAAUUACUUGUACCCAUAUAUUUUGGUCGAUAAUUUCUACCAACAUUUCUGCUCCAAUGCACUGCAGCGCUGAGCUGCCGAUCGAUCCGAAGAGAGGGCAACUUGCCAAUCUCUAGGCCAGUAGUUUAGGCUGCAUUUGCGAGCGAUAUACCGUACCGUUGGAUUAUCAGCGCGGGAUAUUCAAUUUCAAAGACUGACGAGGUGGCGACAAAAGUUGGUUAGCAGGCUUGAAAGGAUUGGAGAAGACAGCAUUAAGACAAGUGGAAAAGGCUGGAGCAUUUAAAUCUGUACAACUUUUUGACCCCCAAAAAAGUUAGCUAGCCGAGACAGAUGAAAAUUUGUGCAAAACUUAGAAUAUUGCUAAAGAAUUUGAGUCAUGGAUUCUGAUACACAACCAAUGUCAGCAGGGGAAUUGAAAACAAGGCUCUACCAUACAUUCAGAGAAAGGGGUCUAGUUGAAUCACUUAAGUCCCAGCUACGAACCAAGUUAGUGACAGAACUUCGGCAGAGUGCUGGUUUACAGCAUGUCAAGUUUGCAUCAAGCCCAUCAUCAAUGUUAACGGCUUCCCUGGAUGGUUCCUCAUCACUCAUGCUUAGAGCUGCCAACUCCCUGGUCGUCGACCACCUGAGACGAUGUGGCUAUGAUUACUCUGUUGCUGUCUUUAUGCCAGAAAGUGGUGCUACAGAUGACAAGAUGUUCACAUUACCAGAUUUAUUAGAUCUUCUGAGGAUUGCCCCAAGCUCUCGAUUAUAUAAGAAGUUGGCGGCUGAACUACCAAGUAUUGAUCCAAAAGGAUUUCUUUGGCAAUUAUUGACAGAGCUCAGUGCUAGUCAAGCAAGAAAACAGGAGCAUGUGGGCAUACAGGUUGAUACACACCCAAUACACCAGUCUUCCCUAGAGAGAAAAUUACAGAGCGUUGAUGAUGUUUACAAUCAGAGAUCAGAAGAGGAUGAAAUUCUAAACAGACAUGCCAUCCAAGAGAAGCUACUUAAACUCAAACGUGAGAUGGAGAUCAGAUCUAGGGAAGAAAUUCAUCGUGAGAUCUCAAGGUUCAAAGAAAGUGCAUUGAAACGUGUUGAAUUGGAGGAAAGAGAGAAAGCUCGUAAAGAAAUCGCAAGUGCUAGAAGAGAGAUUGAGAAUACCUACCAAGCAAAGUCAGAUGCACUUAGGGAAAGAGAACUAUCUACGAUGGAAAGGAUACAAAAACAUCAAGAGUUAGUUGAGAAGGAAACAUAUGCCCAGAGACAGAGCCUUCUUGAAGAGCUUAGGGCUAUUAAACAACGAGAGGCGGAUCUCAGAAGAGAAGCAGAGAUUAACAGAAGGGCUGCAAAGAUGGAAGAAGACAAGAGGAAAGCCUUGGAAGAAAACUUGAAAAUGAGAGAAGCAUCCGUGUCAAACAUAGAAACAACAUAUGAAAAUAAACUCAAGGAAGAAACAAGAAGGUUUGAAUUGGAUUAUGAGGCUAGACUUGCCAAGAGAUUGAAUGAGCUUGAACAGAGAGAAGCCAAAAUAAGAGCUGAACAGAGAAGUAUGGUUGAUGAAAAGGGAACCCUAAAAUCAGUUCAAGAGCAACUACUUGGAAAGACAAAUCAUAUUCUAGAAUUAGAGAAUCUUCUGAAGGAAGCAAAGGGGGAAGCUGCAUCAGCUGCAAAUAGAAGUGAUGCAUUGAAUGAGAGAAUGAGAACAAUGAUUGAUUAUCCUACGCUGAAGGAGAGCAACACUAUUCUUAAACGAGAUCUUGAACAUGCAAAAAUGCGUAUCGCAGAGCUUGGAAGCGAGUACAAGGGAGAGCAGACAAGGCAUGAAGAAUUGAUCAAGCAGCUAAGUGAGAGGAUGUCUAGACCGUCCCCAGAACUACAGGCCUUGAGGAAUGAACUGCAGCAGACAAGAGAACAGCUCAGUCAUGAAAAGGCAACGAUACAACACAUGGAGGCACAAUGGAAUGCAAGAUUACAAGAAGAGAUGGACGCAAACAAGGACCUACGUCAUAGGCUAUCAGAACAGACCAAUGAGAUGUCUUCUCUCAUGCGUCAGCUAGCUGAUCUCAAAUUGGCACUCCGUCAGACUCAGACGGCUCUUAAUAACAAUAUUUUCCAUGUAGACAGAAGUCUUGGGCCUGCUGUAGACAACACCAAUCAAAACACGACUCUUGGUGAGGACAUCUACAUGGACACCUCCCUUCAUCGUAACACACUGGGUCCUGAGCUUCUAUUGGCUAAUUCAAACAGAUACCAACUGCCAUUGGACGAUUCAAACAGCGGAGAUGAUAGCGGGUCACAGGGUGGAGACUCUAUUGCUUUUAUUGAGCAGACCAAGGCAAGGUUUAGGCAGUUGGAUAGAGAAGCAGAGCAUCUGGAACACAACUACCAGGAUCUCCAGCAUAGGAUGAGUGGUAUAGGAGGAUCUUACCAAAGUCCAGGAGCUCAAUCAUUGUUUUCCAGACCUACAGAUAUGCAAAUGUCAAGAAUUCCUGAUCAAACUUUACAUCAACCACCAGAUGGCAGCAGACAGGAUUAUAGAGAAUCCGCUCACAGCUCUCAUCAUUCCAACCAUCCCAGAACACACUCUGGUCCACACAAGUCUAAAUCUAAAAAGGAUAGAUCGAGCGACGAUAGAACAAGACUUCCAUCUAGCACUGGAAAUACGGAGAUAGGUCAAGCUCUUGGUCGGACUGAUAGAAGGAUGUCUGAGAAGCGGACUCGGUCAUCAUCCUCAUCCUCCUCCUCAUCAUCGAUGUCAUUGAAGUUGAAGACUUCAGAUCUUGGAGGUCCUGAUCUGAAAGAUGAUUCCAUGUGGAUGUCACCAAGGGCUACCACAGGUGCAGUAAAAGAAGGAAACCUGCCCCAUCUCAGUGACCAUUCCAUGCCCCAGGCCUUAAGUGAUGAUGAACAGAAGAGAGAAGAAGAAAGAAAACGAAGGGAAGAGGAAGAAGGAAAGAGGGUUGAAAUGGAGAGAAUUAGAAAGGAAGAGGAGGUGAAGAGACAACAUGAGGAAGAAAAGAUGAGAGAGGAGACCAGGAAAGCUGAGGUUGAUGAAGAUGAGAGGAGGAGAAGGAUUGAGGAAGAAGAAGAGGAGCAGAGAGCCUGGGAAGAAAAGAGAAGAAAGAAGGAUGAGGAGAGGAGACGAAAGGAGCAAGAAGCAAGGGAGAGGGAGCAGAAGAUGCUCAUGGAGCUUCAAAAACAAGAGUCAGCAGGUGCAAGCAAUGGUGUUCCAGAGCCAAAGCAAGAUAAUUCAGCUGGUCUGAAUGACACUUAUGAGUUGGGAGACAGUGGAAAGAAGGAAGAACAAGAAGAGAAGAAAGAGAAAGAGGAGGAGGAUGGUGUAAAGAUUGACCCAGUAAUGCAACGCUACAUGAUGAUGGUGCAACAACGCAAGCAACAGCAGGAUGCAACUCCAGCAACACAGGAGCCAACAGUGAUACCAGAUUCUCCAUCAAUCAGUCAUAAAUCAGAUGGAAGUAUAUCAGGAGAAGAGAUGGAAGGAGAGGUAGAAGACCCAGCAAGUGUUGGCAAAGCUUCUGAUAAUGAUGAUGAUCCUUUUGGAGACUGGUAACUAUCACCUCUUCACUUUACCCAAUGUGACAUCUAGUUAAACAUCCUGUAGAGUUUUUUAUGUUUUGUUAUGUAUUUUAGAACUUUCUUUUUUUAAUUGGAUCAGUAAUUGUGCUGAGAUAAGCGGUAGCUUGAAUCGGUGUUAUAUGGAUAGCCAAAAUUGACACAAAUUGCAAAAGAAUUUUUUUGUGUGUGGCCGUGGACCUUAACCAUUAUGUUUGUUAUCUUCCUUCCAAGAAAUUCAAGAAAUAAUUCCCAGAGGCACCUAUUAAUUAAUUUUUGCAUACAAAGUACAAGAAACUGUCUUUAAACGGUCAUUAAGCACGAUCUCGAGCAAAGUGAGUCUCAUUAAUUUAAUCAACACAUUAGAGUAGAUAGAUUUCUUGCAUUGAGAAAUCCUACACAUGAAGCAAAGAUUGAAUCCCUCUUUGUGACUAUGGAUUUAUAUCUAAAGUGAAAAUCCAUCCUUAUGUCAGGUUUUAAGAGACGCAGAAAAAUUAUAUAAAUGAGCUCCAAUUAGGAAGAGGUAUUUUCUUAUAAAAAAGUAUUAAGGUAUUUUUUAUUACUCAAUGUGUAUGUUUGUAUUUCUUGCCAGUAAAUACAUGCUCCUGUAUGUUACUAAUUCUGUGAGAAAAGAAAACAAUUUUUUUAUCUGACUGACAUUGAGUAAUGACCAACUACAUAAUAGGUGAAUAUCCUGUAUGAUUACAAUUUUUAUGCAUUAUGGUGUUCAUAAAAUCUUUUUGUAAAGUUGCAUACAGAUUUAUGAAUGACAGGAAACAUGCCCUUUGUGGCUAAGUCAGCUACAAAGGGAUCUACCAGUCAUGCGAAAAGUUGUGUGUACAUGUAAUAUAUAAACAGCUUUAUGAAACACCCGCCAGUACACAUUGAUCACAAGAGUUUUAUGCAACAGGCUCUUGAUAUCAGGGCCCGAUCUUACAAAGAGUUGCGAUUGAUCCAAUCAGUCCUAACUCUAUGGAAAUCCAUCAGUGUCAUAAUUUUCUCUACAGGAAAUUUGCACAAUGUCCUUUGUAAACAAAGAGAAGCACAAUUGAUUUUCGAUAAAACAAUGAAUGUAUGAAUAUACAUCAUAGUUAUAAAAUAUUUUGAACAUGCAUAAUACAUGUUGACGUUGCUGGCUGUCCAUAGUUGUGAUUGAUUGGAUCAAUCGCAGCUCUUUGUAAAACAGGACCCAGGGGGGGUGUGUUGCACCCACAAAUGUAAUAACGCCCACAAAUGUAAUAACGCCCACAAAUGUAAUAACACUUUACCCACAAAUGUAAUAACGCCCACAAAUGUAAUAACACUUUACCCACAAAUGUAAUAAUUUCACCCACAAAUGUAAUAAUGCACUUUACCCACAAAUGUAAUAAUUUUUGAUCGCCCACAAAUGUAAUAAUGACUUUACCCACAAAUGUAAUAAAUUUGAAGGGAUUUUUGGCGAAUCCGUUCUAAACUAAAAUCCUAUAGUAAUGCGUUCAUAUACCACAAAAGUGCAAAGUAUUUUCACCAGACGUUAAUUAAACAUCAUAGUCCAAGUCCAAAGUCUUUUUCCAGACCCGGUUGUUUCAAAAUUAUAAUAUACGUCCAAAGUCUUUUUUCCAGACCCGGUUAAUUCAAAAAUUAUAAUACAAGUCCAAAGUCUUUCUUUCAGACCCGGUUGUUUAAAAAAUUAUAAUAUAAGUCCAAAGUCUUUUUUCCAGACCCGGUUGAUUCAAAAAUUAUAAUGCAAGUCCAAAGUCUUUUUUUCAGACCGGGUUGUUUCAAAAAUAAUAAUAUACGUCCAAAGUCUUUUUUCCAGACCCGGUUGAUUUAAAAAUUAUAAUGCAAGUCCAAAGUCUUUUUUCCAGACCCGGUUAAUUCAAAAAUUAUAAUGCAAGUCCAAAGUCUUUUUCCAGACCCGCUUGUUAAAAAAAUUAUAAUAUAAGUCCAGUCUUUUUUCCAGACCCGGUUGUUUAAAAGAUUAUAAUAUAAGUCCAAAGUCUUUUUCCAGACCCGGUUAUUUCACAAAUUAUAAUAUAAGCCCAGUCUUUUUUCCAGACCUGGUUGUUUAAAAAAAUUUGAUAUGAGUCCAGUCUUUUUCCAGACCCGGUUAUUUCAAAAAUUAUAAUAUAAGUCAAAACUAAGAUACGAUAAUGAUAUUUCAGUGGAAAAAAAAAAGAAAAUCGAGCUUAGUCUUUUCUCCA